Messenger RNA from Rangifer tarandus platyrhynchus (Svalbard reindeer), 1155 nucleotides. Lineage: Eukaryota; Metazoa; Chordata; Mammalia; Artiodactyla; Cervidae. The record is from the annotation of a GenBank genome assembly.
AUGGCAGCCCAGAAUGGAAAUGCUAGUUUUCCAACCAACUUCAGUAUACCCCAAGAACAUGCCUCCUCCCUCCCCUUCAACUUCAGUUAUGGUGAUUAUGACCUCCCUCUGGAUGAGGAUGAGGAUAUGACCAAGACUCAGACCUUCUUUGCAGCCAAAAUUGUUAUUGGGGUGGCACUUGUGGGUAUCAUGCUGACUUGUGGUAUUGGCAACUUUGUCUUUAUCACUGCCCUCACCCGCUAUAAAAAGCUGCGCAACCUCACCAACCUGCUUAUUGCUAACCUGGCCAUCUCCGACUUCCUGGUAGCCAUCAUCUGCUGCCCCUUUGAGAUGGACUACUAUGUGGUGCAUCAGCUCUCCUGGGAGCAUGGCCAUGUGCUAUGUGCCUCUAUCAACUACCUGCGUACCGUCUCACUCUACGUCUCCACCAACGCCCUGCUGGCCAUUGCUAUUGACAGAUAUCUCGCUAUCGUUCACCCCUUGAAACCACGAAUGAAUUAUCAAACAGCCUCCUUCCUGAUCGCUUUGGUCUGGAUGGUAUCCAUUCUCAUCUCCAUCCCAUCAGCCUACUUCACAAAGGAAACUGUCCUCUUCAUUGUCAAAAACGAGAAAAAGAUCUUCUGCGGCCAGGUCUGGCCAGUGGACCAGCAGCUCUACUAUAAAUCCUACUUCCUCUUUGUCUUUGGCAUCGAAUUCCUGGGCCCUGUGGUCACCAUGACACUGUGCUAUGCCAGGAUCUCCCAGGAGCUCUGGUUCAAAGCGGUCCCGGGUGUCCAGACUGAACAGAUCCGGAAGCGGCUGCGCUGCCGCCGGAAGACGGUACUGGUACUCAUGUGUAUCCUCACGGCCUAUGUUCUGUGCUGGGCGCCCUUCUAUGGCUUCACAAUCGUGCGCGACUUCUUCCCCACUGUGUUCGUGAAGGAAAAGCAUUACCUCACAGCCUUUUACGUUGUGGAGUGCAUCGCCAUGAGCAACAGCAUGAUCAACACCGUGUGCUUCGUGACAGUGAAGAACACCACCAUGAAGUACUUCAAGAAAAUGCUGCUGCUCCACCGGCGGCCCUCCCACCAUGGGAGUAAGUCUAGUGCUGACCUUGACCUCAAAACCAGCCGCCUGCCGGCCACGGAGGAGGUGGAUUGUAUCAGGCUGAAGUGA